Tinamus guttatus (white-throated tinamou) is the source of this 1503-nucleotide messenger RNA. RefSeq names its product UDP-glucose ceramide glucosyltransferase (gene UGCG). Gene Ontology annotation, cellular component: membrane. NCBI's taxonomy places the organism in Eukaryota, Metazoa, Chordata, Aves, Tinamiformes, Tinamidae. The record is from RefSeq and is a predicted model, not a curated record. Gene Ontology annotation, molecular function: ceramide glucosyltransferase activity. Gene Ontology annotation, biological process: glucosylceramide biosynthetic process.
GUCCCGGGCAUGGCGGUGCUGGCGCUGGCCCUCGAGGGACUCGCCAUCUUCGGCCUCGUCCUCUUCGUCGUGCUCUGGCUCAUGCACUUCAUGUCCAUCAUCUACACACGACUUCAUCUCAACAAGAAAGCAACAGACAAACAGCCAUACAGCAAACUUCCUGGUGUUUCACUUCUAAAGCCGCUGAAAGGAGUGGAUCCUAAUCUGAUAAACAAUUUAGAAACUUUCUUUGAACUGGAUUAUCCCAAAUAUGAAGUACUACUCUGUGUACAAGAUCAUGAUGAUCCAGCUAUUGAUGUAUGCAAAAAGCUUCUUGGCAAAUAUCCAAAUGUGGAUGCUAGACUGUUCAUUGGAGGUAAGAAGGUUGGCAUCAAUCCCAAGAUUAACAACCUGAUGCCUGGAUAUGAAGUUGCUAAAUAUGAUCUCAUAUGGAUUUGUGAUAGUGGAAUCAGAGUAACACCAGACACACUGACAGAUAUGGCCAACCAGAUGACUGAAAAAGUAGGUUUGGUCCAUGGGCUACCAUACGUUGCAGACAGGCAGGGUUUUGCUGCUACUCUUGAACAGGUUUAUUUUGGAACUUCACAUCCAAGGUCAUAUAUUUCAGCCAAUUUAACUGGCUUCAAAUGUGUAACAGGAAUGUCGUGUUUGAUGAGAAAAGAUGUCUUGGACCAAGCUGGAGGACUGAUAGCAUUUGCACAGUAUAUUGCUGAAGAUUAUUUCAUGGCCAAAGCUAUAGCUGAUCGGGGCUGGAAAUUUGCAAUGGCCACACAGGUUGCAAUGCAGAACUCUGGUUCAUAUUCUAUUUCUCAGUUUCAAUCUAGAAUGAUCAGGUGGGCCAAGCUGCGAAUUAAUAUGUUGCCUGCCACAAUAAUUUGUGAGCCAAUCUCAGAGUGCUUUGUUGCCAGUUUAGUUAUUGGAUGGGCAGCUCAUCAUGUGUUCAGAUGGGAUAUAAUGGUAUUUUUCAUGUGUCACUGUUUGGCAUGGUUUAUAUUUGACUACAUUCAACUAAGAGGUGUUCAGGGUGGUGCUUUAUGUUUUUCAAAACUUGAUUAUGCAGUAGCUUGGUUCAUCCGAGAAUCCAUGACGAUCUAUAUCUUCUUAUCCGCUUUGUGGGACCCCACUAUUAGCUGGAGGACCGGCCGCUACAGGUUACGUUGUGGAGGCACUGCAGAAGAAAUCCUCGAUGUAUAGCCACAGCUUUGUAACUGUGAAUGCCGAAAAGAGAAGGGGGAUGGGAAGGAAAAGUAUUAUAAAUUGUUUAUAGAAAUGCUUUUAAGAAGAUCUACCUUCAGUAGUUUUAUUACCUGUAUGUUUUGGUAUCUGUUCUUUAAUUUAUUUUUGCAUGGCACUUGCAUCUGUGAAAAAUACAUCUGUAGUCUUGGCCAAAUGGUACCUUGCUCCUAUGUACAAAAGGAAAUUGAGAGAACUGGUCCUAGCAUCCAUUUUCUCUAUGGAUGCUCUGCAGCAAACUAAUAACAGUAUCUUUCUGGAUAGGGACAG